UGAAAACACAUGCAUACAGUACGAAACAUGCUUGAUGCAGAAUAAACGACAUCGCCUUUAUUGUCUUUAAAAUAAAGGCACAAUCUCUACAGGAGACACGUUAUGGACAUUUUAACUUGAUUGAAGUUUGGUUACUACGACUGUACGAGAAACGUGUGGAAUCACUGCUGGAACAUUCACUUUAUGAAGUAUACUGCCUGCCGUGCAGACUGUGUGAAAUGGCAUCUCCCGUAGAGUCUGCUGUGGUGAAGAGUGUUGUGCUUGUUGCUCCAGUCACUGCACUGGAAUUCUUAGGGGAGGAUUUCCUUUUGACAGGUGAGGGACCAAUCCUCUCCGCCUACAAUCUUCAAGCAUCUCCUAAGAAAUGUGCAUCUAUAAAUGUUCUCCAAAACUACCGCAUCCAUGGGAUACGCCCUUAUAAAAAACAUCAGUCUGGAGGAAUACCAUUUAGCGGUGCAAGCUCUGUUUCGGACAACAUCUACAAGGAGGAUAUAAUUGUUUUUGGAGGAAAAGGAGUUCGGCUUGUCAGCUUUGAUUGUGGAGGGCAGUGUCUGAAACUGAUUGGUCCUCUCUUGGAGCUGCAAGACUGGGUGCUGGACAUUCAUUACUUGAAAAGACAACCCCAUUCACUGUUAGGCAUAUCAUUGGCCCACAACGCCAUAAUGCUCCUAGAAGCAGAAUCUGGUAACAUUAUCUCCUUCAACUCAUGCAUAGAGACUUGUCUUCUUUACUCAGCACUUAUGGUUGGUCCAAAUUGGGACUCAGUAGUGCUGGUAGGUGGGACGGUCUUCAACCAGCUUGUUUUGUGGAGGCCCACUGGAACCAAGCUCAGUGGUCAGUCUCAAGUAGAGAGACGUCUACUGGGCCACAGUGGAGUCAUUUUCAGCCUUUGCUACCUUCAGGAAUCUGGAUGGCUUGCAUCUGCUUCAGAUGACCGCAGCGUUCGUUUGUGGAGCGUUGGCACAUUGGGUGGAGAUGCAGGUUGUGGAAAGGAAUCGCCAACAUGUCUUCGGGUGCUUUAUGGACAUCAAGCACGUGUCUUCUGUGUAAAGCUUACACCAAACCGUGUAUUUAGUGCAGGAGAAGAUGGGGCAUGCCUGCUCUGGGAAUGGGGAGGUGAAGGGAAGGUGGGAUGUGCAUUUAGAGGACAUAAGUCAGGUGGAGUGAGGGCUUUGGCUGUAAGCGAGGGAAGUAUAAGCUGUAGGGAGGGAUGGGUGGCUACUGGAGGUGGAGAUGGUGGAGUAAGAGUGUGGAGACUGGCCGAGGAUAAGAAAAGCAGUGAAGAAACUCAGGAAGAGACUCAGUUGGAUCUUGGGUUCAAAGGGCAAGGUUGUCCCAAAGUAGUACGAUUGGUGGGGGAGAGUGAAGCAAAUGCAAUUCUGGUCUGCACUGAUCAAGGAGAGGUGUGCUUAAGUCAAGGGGACACCUGGGAUGUCAUUUGGCAAGGGGGAUCUGAAUUCCAGUCCUAUUGUGUGAUGGAGAUUGCAAGCAUCCAAGUCCAGAAUUCGGAUUGCAUUGUCCAGGUAUGUGCAGUAGGUAACCUGAGCGGAGGAGUGCAGGUGUUUCUUGUUGGACAGCCAGGGGUGGGAGUCUUUCUAAGAGCUGGUGAAGGGAAAGUUCACUCCGUACUUUGGGUCAAGGGACUGUUUGGUGAGUUCGGGAAAGGGUGUCUUCUGGCAUCAGGCUCUGAGGGAUUGGUGUACCGAUGGACAAUAAAUGUCACUGAGGAUGAAUCAGGCCUGCAUAUAAAAGAAGAAGCUCUUCUUCCCUUCCUGCUGCCACCCUGUGCCAAACGCUGGUUGACCGCUGCAGUUACUCUGUCACAGAGAAAUGGGUUUUACCUGUGUGGUGACCGGAGAGGUUCAUUACUUCUUUACAUGGAAAGAGAAAAGAAUGACAGGAUAAAUGAAGGGCAAGAAAGCAGAAUAAACUCACAAGAUCAAGAAAUGGAGAACAGACAAAAUGAGCUUGUCCGUUCUCUGUCUCCCAUCAGCACUCUUUACGGAGUCCAUGGGAAGCAAGGUGUGACUUCGGUGUGCGAAUACCAGGACUUAUGCUACAGUACUGGUCGAGAUGGAUCUGUAAGAAUACUAACUGUUGCAGAGAGCACCCUGAAGGUGCGUAGAGUUCAGCGGGCUUGCAGAGGCAUGGACUGGCUGGAGAUGGUUCUGUUUUUGGGGUUGGAUGGACUAAAGGUGCAAGAAAGUAUGCUAAAUGAGACAAUCGCAAAGAGGAAGAAUGAUACAGAGAGAGAAAGCAUAGCCGAGGCUCGUUUUGCAAUGGUUGGCUUUCACUCUGUCCACUUUGUUAUAUGGGACCCUCAUCGACAAGAGAAGCUACUGUCAGUUACCUGCGGAGGGGGUCAUCGCUCCUGGGCCUUCAAACGCCCAAUAAGCACUCACAUAGAUACCCAGACACAAGCUCUCGACAAGGGUACUCUUGUUUUUAUCAAGCAAGGAGCUGUCAUGGCAUCACGUUCAUUAGUGUCCACAGACACCAGUGUGAAUGGACACACUUUGAAAGAGGGUCUACACGGACGAGGUAUCAGCUGUGUGUGUCACCUUGGUAGUUUGUCAAAGUCUGGAGACUUGUCAGAACUUUGGGAGGUUUUUGUUACUGGAGGGGAGGAUACCACAAUGGGUGUACUUGCCGUCUGUCCACAGAGUGGAAUUGUUAAGGUGCUCACGGUUCUAACGGAUCAUAUCUCAAUUGUUCGUGCACUGGCUGCAAUCAGAAGAGGAGACAUGAAUGAAAAAGAGAGAGAUAAUGGGAUGGAAACCUCUGUUCUCUCUUCUCUGGUGUUCUCUGCGGGUGGCCGGGCUCAACUGCAGUGUUACCGACUCCUCAUUCAUUUGGAUGAGCAACACAGUCAACCAAUCUGUCAAGUCACUCAGAUUGCUGGCCAUCGAUUAGAUGAGCAAUGGGAACGGAAGCGAAACCGACAUAAAACUGUCAAAAUGGACCCAGAGACGAGGUACAUGUCUAUUGCUGUAGUGCAGAACGAGAGUGAAGAAGUCCUGCUGGCUCUGGGGUGUAGUGAUGGUGCAGUGAGGCUCCUCAGUGUGAAUGAGAGCAGUAGGAGUGUUGAUGUGCUUUGGGAGUGUUUUUAUCAUCAGCGGUGUGUACUCAGUGUCGCCACCUACAAACUGGAGGACUCCCAGGGCAGAAAGCUUUUGUUGCUGUUCAGUGCCACUACAGAUGGUUGUAUAUCUGUGUGGGAUUUAACAGCAGUUUUGAACAGUAAGGCUAGUGUCAGCUGGCAGGGUCCGUCUGCCCCAUUCUUUUCCAUACCUGUUCAUCAAAGUGGAGUUAAUACGCUUGCCUUAUCACCAAGGAUAGAGAAGGGACAAACGGUAGAUAACGUUAUCUCUUUGGCCAGUGGUGGAGAUGACGGACAGCUGUCUCUACUGCACAUUAAGAUAGAUCAGGCUGAGCAGGAGAAUGGAGGUGCGUCUUUACAGCUGCUUUCUCAUUGGUCGAUACCCCUGGCACAUUCCUCCCCUCUCACUGGCUUAUGUUUAUUAAGCCCCACCUUCCUGGCUUCCACUUCACCUGACCAGCGCAUGUGUUUGUGGAGUGUGGAAAGUGACGGACUCCGCCCACUGAAGGUGCGGUUUUCACACAUCGCAGAUGCUGCUGGGUUGUGGGCAUGGCAUGGGAUGGGGCAAGAGGGAGGAGCGUGGAUUAUUGUUUGUGGGCAGGGCUUACAGUUGUUUCAGUUAACGGAAAGAGAAAUAGAUGAAGCCGAUAACAGGAGAGCAGAAAAAGAGGAGAGAAAGAAAGUGGUGUUUUUACAUCAUUCUUUAAGGACAUUACACUAAUGUUAUUUUAUGUGAUCUAUAAGAAUUUUAUCUGUAAAAUUUGAGAUUUUUAAAAAAUAAAGAUAUAUAAUAUUAAUUUAA
Molecule: messenger RNA, 3902 nt
Organism: Danio aesculapii
Lineage: Eukaryota; Metazoa; Chordata; Actinopteri; Cypriniformes; Danionidae
Gene: wdr6
Product: WD repeat domain 6
Biological process (GO): tRNA methylation
Cellular component (GO): cytoplasm
Molecular function (GO): protein binding
Source: RefSeq, a predicted model, not a curated record